Messenger RNA from Suhomyces tanzawaensis NRRL Y-17324, 204 nucleotides. RefSeq names its product 4a-hydroxytetrahydrobiopterin dehydratase (gene PHHB). The annotation marks the transcript as partial. The record is from RefSeq and is a predicted model, not a curated record. Gene Ontology annotation, molecular function: 4-alpha-hydroxytetrahydrobiopterin dehydratase activity. Gene Ontology annotation, biological process: tetrahydrobiopterin biosynthetic process. NCBI's taxonomy places the organism in Eukaryota, Fungi, Ascomycota, Pichiomycetes, Serinales, Debaryomycetaceae. The transcript has a single exon.
UUGCAGGCAGACUACAAGUUUGGGUCUUUUGCAAAGACGUGGAAAUUCCUCAACUCCAUCGUGAUCCCAGCACAUACCCUCAAGCACCAUCCUACAAUCACUACCACAUAUAAUAAAGUGAAAAUAGAGUUGACGACUCAUGACCAAGGCAACAAGAUUACCUCAUUGGACUUCAAGUUGGCCGAAUUGAUAAAUCAGACAUAU